Drepanopeziza brunnea f. sp. 'multigermtubi' MB_m1 is the source of this 576-nucleotide messenger RNA. RefSeq lists its product as uncharacterized. NCBI's taxonomy places the organism in Eukaryota, Fungi, Ascomycota, Leotiomycetes, Helotiales, Drepanopezizaceae. The record is from RefSeq and is a predicted model, not a curated record. Gene Ontology annotation, cellular component: NatC complex.
AUGUCGCAAAAUGACGUUGAUGACUCGCCUUCUCACAAUGAACACGCCCUCACGUGGUUCUCUUAUCUUAUCGCCGAAAAGUUACUGACUUCCUCCGCUCUUCAGCCUCGUCCACAGCCUGUGCUAAUUCAGUCCCAGCCAAGAGAAGAACAUAACGUCCGCCAUCCUCACUGCCAAUACCAUUACCAACACUCAACACUCAUCCAAUUAUCCCACGACGACACCCAUAGCAAGGCGAGUAAGCUGGAAAAUAUGGACGAGGGCAAACAAAGCCCAGAAGCCUACCUCUCCUCCCUCUUCAACAGGACCCUCCGCGUCACAACGACAGACACCCGCAUGUUCCUGGGCCACUUCAAAUGCACCGACUCCGACCGCAACAUCAUCCUCGCCCAGACCCACGAAUACCGCCUCCCACCUCCCCCGAAAGACAUCCAGCCGGGACAGGUCAUGGAUAUGACGUCCCGCUACCUCGGCCUCGUCGUCGUCCCCGGGGAACACAUCGUCAAGAUCGAGCUCGAGGAGUUUGUCAGCCAGCUGCGGGGACGGAGGGCGGCGCAUAGUGACGCGCAGAUUUAG